Messenger RNA from Scomber scombrus (Atlantic mackerel), 2224 nucleotides. RefSeq names its product transmembrane protein 65 (gene tmem65). Gene Ontology annotation, cellular component: mitochondrion. The record is from RefSeq and is a predicted model, not a curated record. Gene Ontology annotation, biological process: cardiac ventricle development; regulation of cardiac conduction. The transcript has 8 exons. Bases 227 to 1000 code for a protein of 257 amino acids. Lineage: Eukaryota; Metazoa; Chordata; Actinopteri; Scombriformes; Scombridae.
CUUACAGACUUACGGUUGCAAAAAUGUGAUUUUGCGCAAAUAGGCUAUACAGCCGAUGAGGUGUUUGAGGUUUUGAGCGUCUAUCUACAAAAAUCGCAUAAAUAAGAGACGUAUGCCUCGCAGCAGCUUGUGUAUUUUCAAGGUUUCCUCUGGAGGUUGUUGGACGGGACAGCGGAGCAUCGACUGAGGUUUCCAGCGCAUCGCUCUACCCCCUCCUAUCCCAGAGAUGCUGUCCAGUCUGCGGACAGUUCUGCGGCCCGCUCUCUCUCUCAGAGCCGGGACCGGGCUAACCAGAGCCGGACUCAGCAACCACCAAACACCCGCGCUGGCAUCCCCCGGCCCCCGACUCGCCUCAGAGCCGCCUCUCUUCAUGCUGGUGCAGCGGUGUAACCUGGGCACACACCCGCUGAAGGAGCCCGUGGAGCCUCUCAACUCACCCCGGGGGGCCAAGGAAUUUAUUUAUAGCCUUCAUCCGACUGAGCGUACCUGUCUGCUGCGGGAGCUGCACAAGUUCGAGUCCAUAGCCAUUGCUCAAGGGCAGCUGGAAAUUGCACCACCAACUCGAGCACAGUUAAGAUAUGUUCUGCUGCACAAUGCGCUCCCUUUUGUUGGAUUUGGAUUCCUGGACAACUGCAUCAUGAUAGUUGCUGGCACACAUAUUGAGUUAUCCAUUGGCGUGAUCCUUGGCAUUUCCACUAUGGCUGCUGCUGCUCUUGGCAACCUGGUGUCUGAUCUGGCAGGACUCGGGCUAGCAGGUUAUGUGGAGGCCCUGGCGUCUCGGCUGGGGAUGCAAAUUCCUGACCUGAGUCCAAAGCAGGCUGAUAUGUGGCAGACCAGAGUUAGCUCUCACUCAGGUAAGGCCCUCGGAGUCGGGAUCGGCUGUAUCCUUGGCAUGUUCCCUCUUCUGUUCUUCAAGGAUGACGAUGAGAAAAAAGAUGGGAAGAAGAAGGCAGAGGUGAAAACAGAAACACCUGCUACAACAGAGAGCAGCGAAAACUGAAACUGUCAGCUCGCCGGAGACAAAUACUAUUUGGAAUCCAUCAGAAUACUUUUAACUGGGACUGAUGGGCCUCACCUGGUGGAGUGGAGUGUAUGGAAAUGUCACUGAACCCCAUACAGUUUAAUUACUGAUUACUUUCCCUUACAAGGCUCAAUCAAACUAUGAAAGGUAUUCUGAAGAGGAUUUUAGAUAUUAUUUGAUGGUGAACUUAAGCACAGGGACCUGGCCGUCUCUUGAAGAGACAAGAGACAGUUGAUUUAUUGGACUGCUGCUACUUCAACUACUGCACCAUAACCUCACCUUGUUUUGACUGACCUUUACUCUGAUUCUGAUGAAUGGGACAAAUAUGAUCCUUUCAACACGUAUACUUUUAGAUGACGUGUAGGGGAGAGCAAGGGUUUGAAUGCUCCUUAAAUACAACUAACUUUGGAGUCAGUGCAGGAAAAAAAAAACUAUAUCAGAAAUCAUUCAGAAAAAGUCUGAGAAGUAUUUUGACAUUUGAAGUUUCUUGUUCUCUUAAUAAUUCAUCAGUUAGUAGAGGAAGACUGAACAAAGAGCCACUGUACAGUACAUUUGGAUUUUGUUCUGCAGUGUUAAAAACCACGUGUGGGUGGUGAGGGUGUUCAGUCAAGAAAAGAGGUCACAUUUGCAUAUAAAGCUGCAGCCUUCCACAUCAAAUAUAUCAUUUUUUGGUUUAAAAAGCAUGUCUGCCUUUUGAUGAUUUCAAAGUCUUAAACAGUCUGCCUCAUGCUCCAUGACAACCAGACAGCUACUUUUAGUGGGAAUGCAGGUGGUUAAAUAUAUAACACCUGCUAGCUGCUUCUUUGAAAUCUUGUUUUCAUUUGUGAUAAAGCCUUUUUUUAUAUGCUUUUAUUCACGCAAAACAAUACCUUGCACAUGUCUCCAAUGUCUCCUGUGUGCCCUGUAUGUAGAUCGGUGCGGAUCUACAAAAUAUAACCUUUUAAAGUUUGGUAGUUUCCUUAGAGGAGCUGAGCAGAAAGCAGAGGAAGAAAGACAAGACAGACAGAGGAAGAGACAAAGAGUAGCUGGAACAGAAAUAUAAGAAAUACAAACUCUGAACCACCUGACACCUCUGUCCCAUUUAUAAUCACCUGCUGGCUCCAAUACCGUGUGAUUCUUCGCCUCAGCAGAACAUCUCUAGCUUGCUUGGCGACUGAAGUUUCAAAUUCAGUUUGAAUUAUGGAGUAAUAGCCAAGUAACACC